CUUCCUUUUCUGAUUCAUUAAGUGGCAGGUUGUACGUAGAAACUAAACUCUUACCAUCAGUUUUUUUCGUACGCAUCUGGAAAAUUAUCAUCAUGAAAGAAUCAAAGAGCAGCAGUAGUCACCAGCGCCUGUUUGUGCGUCUCAAAACUCGUCUGCAGUUCGACAACGACUUCAAACUAAUGGCGGUGCUCACGGUGGCAUCGUUAGUUUUAUCCACGAUUUUGAUCUAUAAAUACUGCAUCAAAGAUCCGAACGUCACGGUAUUAACUGCAAACAGCCUUCAACCUAUUCCAGGCGGUAACGGUAAUUACGCCGUGGAUUACGAAAAGAUUCAGCCGAGCUGGACGGACUUCUACGCCUACAUCAAAGAAACCGUGGACGCUUGUCGGAAUGUGAAACAAUUUGGCGGCCUCGGGGAUCAUUUCAUAUGGAAAAAUGACGGAAAUUAUAGAGUGUGUCUGGACGAGGGCGUCGCGCCCACUCCAGGCUCCUGCACCGUCCUCUCCUUCGGCAUCAGCAACGAGUGGAGCUUUGACGACGCCAUGGAAGAGUACGGUUGUGAUGUGUACUCCUUCGACCCCACCAUGAGCGACCCAGAGCACAUCCGAGGCAAGAGGGUUCACUUCUACCCUUUGGGCCUCGGCGGUGUCACCCAAGAAGUCACCAUUGGCUUCUCCAAAUGCAAGGUGCUAACCUAUCGUGACAUCCUAGCAAAGAUCGGCAAGACGAACUCAGUUAUCGACUACAUAAAGGUCGACAUCGAGGGCUACGAGGUUGACUUCCUAGAGAACGUGCUUUACGACGACCAGGAACUACUCUUCAGAAUCAAACAGAUCGGCAUGGAACUACACCCAUCGAUUUUCAUAACUGAAAUGUCGGCGGCAAAGGAGAAGUACUGGCGGCUCGUCCACAAGCUGCGAAGUUUAGGUUUCACACCGAUAUUCGGUGAGCCCAUUCCUAUAUGGUACCUCUCAUUGACGUACGAUGGAAAAACAGAAUCGUGUUGUUAUGAAAUUGUAUGGAUUAAUAACCGCUUUGUGAAAAAAUGAAUUUUUAUUCAAAGUUUAUAACAAAACAAUUUCUAUGAGACAUUUCGCAUUUUAGUUAAAACCAUAAGGGUAUGAAUCACAAAUGCAAGUCGUUAGGAAUGAUACUAAUAGAAGUAUGGUACACGCUACAAAAUAUAUAACGAGUAAUGCGAAUCACGCUUGUUCAAUUUCAAUUGUUUUUCAUAAUGUGCAAUUUACCGCGUUUAAAAUAAAAAUAAUUGAAGCGUAUCUAAUUCUUCAUUGUAACUUAAUCAUGUGACAACCUCCACAUCAUAGCAUGUGAACUCUCUUAAAAAACAAUAAAUUUCACGAUCACAUUCGGGUUCUCUUAUUGGCUGUGGGAGUUCAAAUGAAAGCUUAAUACGGCAUAGAUGUCGAGACCAUAAAUUGCCUUAAAUGUUGCAAGCAAAGCGAUGUAUGAUUUUAAUGCAAACGAUGAUCUCGAUAAAAAAAAUGGUAAUUAACUUACAUAAAAAUUCCUUAAUCUAGAUAAAUUUAAUCGAAUGACUUUGCUGAUUGCAAAAUUGUUGUGUUUAGAGCACGCAGGUGCAUUUUAUUAUUUUUUUUUUCAAUGUCGAAACAUUCAGGAUUAGUGUUAAUCUCGGCAAUUCUAUACCUAAUGGGAGGAAAAUAAUAAAAUACGAUUUAUUGAGAACAAUGAAAUGUGUCUUAGUGUAUCUACAUCCUUAUUAGACAUUUGCAUUUUUAUGCUGUGUUUCUAUUUCUAAUAGAAACAUAUUAUAUUUUUAUAUGUAAAACCUCUUAGCAAGAAAUAUUUUUUA
This is a messenger RNA of Hyalella azteca, 1831 nucleotides long. RefSeq names its product probable methyltransferase-like protein 24. The coding region runs from base 93 to 1049 and encodes 318 amino acids. The record is from RefSeq and is a predicted model, not a curated record. NCBI's taxonomy places the organism in Eukaryota, Metazoa, Arthropoda, Malacostraca, Amphipoda, Hyalellidae. The transcript is spliced from 7 exons.